Notothenia coriiceps (black rockcod) is the source of this 1844-nucleotide messenger RNA. RefSeq names its product DENN domain containing 10 (gene dennd10). Lineage: Eukaryota; Metazoa; Chordata; Actinopteri; Perciformes; Nototheniidae. The annotation marks the transcript as partial. The transcript has 8 exons. The record is from RefSeq and is a predicted model, not a curated record. Gene Ontology annotation, biological process: regulation of early endosome to late endosome transport; protein transport. Gene Ontology annotation, molecular function: small GTPase binding; guanyl-nucleotide exchange factor activity. Gene Ontology annotation, cellular component: late endosome.
AGAAAGAUGUGAACGGAGACACUCUGUGGGUGUGGUGCUAUCCCUCUGUGAGCUCAGACCUGAGGCAAGUCCUGCUCAGCAAGUGCUGUCUGACUCAGGACAGCCGGGACUUCCACACCUUUGUGUUCGGGCAAUUCUGUCGCACCUGGUUCUACAUCAGCACUGUGGAGGUGCAGGAACCCACAGCGCUAAACAAGGUCACUCAUUUUUCAAUAGUUGUUACGGCAAAAGACUUCAACCCUGAGAAGUAUGCUGCUCUCAGCAGAAUCCUCUGCAGGAUGUACAUCAAACAUGGCAGCCCAGUGAAGAUGAUGGAGGCUUACGUCACCGUCCUCACGAAAGGAAUUUGCCAGAGUGAUGAAAACGGCUCGUUUCUAAUAAAGGACUACGAUAUUCGGAAAGCCUUCUUGGCUGGUUCAGUCAAAGACGUGGUGUCUCAGUUUGGCCUGGAGACGAUCAUCCUGUACACGGCUCUCAUGCUGAAAAAGAGGAUUGUUGUCCAUCACCCUCGGAUUGAAGCCUUGCUGGAGUUUACAAGAGUCCUGCCCUCUCUGACCUGGCACAGGAAGGACUGGUCCAUCCUCCACCCGUACGUUCACCUGACUGAUACUGAACUAGAGGAUCUGAAGAAAUGCCCGGGAUAUGUAGCGGGGUUUGUAGAUCCAGAAGUGAGCAACAGAUCAGACUUGUUUGAUGUUUAUGUGAACCUCCCGGACAGCGUCAUCACAGUAUCCCAGAGUGCCAAAGAGGCCAUGGCUAUGGGGAAGUUGCACAAAGACGUUGGACUUCUCAUCGUGCAGUCUGCGGAGGAUGCUGAGAGGUCUGACAGUCAGGUCAUCAAGGAUAUUUCUGUCAAGACUAAAGAGAUCCUGGCUAACUUGGCAGCCCUGGCUGAUCAGUGUGAAGACUCUAAAAUCACGUUGGAAAGUUUAAAGCUGCAUCAUUUCCCCCCGGCCACAGAGAACUUCCUCUUUCAUUUGGCAGCUGCCGAGCAGCUCUUACGGAUAUAGUUUUUUAUUUUUCAGACUCCUUGCUGCAGGAUGAUGUUACCGUCUCUUACAGCAUGGACUCUGGCUCUGCUGUUCUCAAUAUGUCAGGACAUCUCCUGUGGUCUUAAAGGCUUGUGCGCACUCUCUUCUUAUGAGAGUGAACAGAAGACACUUUCUCACAGUUAUCUUCAUGUGAGGUAGGAAAGUGUCACAUGACUCAGAUCUUUACUUGUACCAAUAAAUACAUGUUUAUAUAUUUUUGAUUGCCAACAAAUCCCUUGAAAAGACCAAAAUAACAAUGACUUGAAUCCUAAAUGUUGCAUUUUACUACCAUGAAUAUGGGCACUGUGAAUACUUGAGUGACUGCUGCUGACUAUAAUACUCACUACUGCACCAAAUGUGUAUUCAUCCAAAGCAAAAUAUAGUCCCAAAAAGUGCACAAUCUAAUCCUAUUUCAGUUAACUGCUGUUAACAUUUACACUGCCCAGCUGUUAAAGCCUUUUAUUUGAUCAAUUCAAGAAUACAUUAGUUUUGCUGCAUGUAUCAGUGGGCUUGGAACUACUGUAAGUGCCAAAAAAAGUAAGAUGGACACUGAAUGUUUUAGGUGUUUUCAUGGUAUUUGAUGACAUACAAAUAUGAAGUAACUUUAGCCUUGUUUUUGAAAUCAGUAGUUAAGGACAAUAAGGAUCUACAGUGUUUUUCUCUAACUGUGUGAAACGGAGGAAAAUAAACUGGUACUUUUCAGCUGGUACAUCUAAUAAUCCUCCCAGAUUUGAGCUCCCACAGUGCAAAGCGGCACGUACAUGCCUUUAUGGGAAUAUUGUGCAAACGCUGUAAAGAGAUAUAAAUACGCAG